ACCCUUAUCUGACACCCUCUCUGACACCCCCUGGCUGUAGGAUGCACACCUCCAGCACCACGUGUAGUCUGGGUUCUUCUGACGAGAACACCGUGAGCCAGGCAGACGAUGGGUUAAAGACGGUCCACCUGGAGUUAACGGAGACCUGUCUGGACAUGAUGGCUCGAUACGUCUUCUCCAACUUCUCAGCGCUGCCCAAGAGGUCUCCUAUAGCAGAGUUCCUUCUUGCGGGGGGUCGCAGUAUGACCUGGCUGGUGGGUAACAAGCUGAUCACCAUAACGACCAGCGGUGGGGUCAGGAGCCAGGCCCUACUGGGGAUGGACAUGGCUGAGAGGCUGGGAGGAGGGGGAGAGAUGACCAGGUCAGACCCCUCCCUUCACACCCGUCAGACCAAAGAGGCUCCGGCCAAACUGGAGUCCCAGUCCAGUCAACAGCUCAACAGAGCCUCACGCAUCAGAGUACGAUCCAUGUCAGGUGGCCAUGCCCUCCGUGCAGGUCCAGCCCAGAGCCUCAGCCCCCUGGUCUCACCCUCUGAGGGGGAGAGCUGUGUGGUGUCCCCCUCUCUCCCCCUCCUCCUCCUCCGGCCCCUGUCUGAUGGCCUGAGCCCCCUCUCCUUCCCCCUGUGCCCCCCUAAGGACCCCCUCAAAGACAAGCCCAGCCUGGCAGAGUUCCUGCCCGUUCUGACCCAGGGAUGGGCCGAGAUCUUCAUACGCAGACCCUCAGGUAACACCAGCUGGUUGAUGUGUCUGGAGAACCCUCCCAGUCCCUUCUCCUCUGAGCUGGGUAACAUGCCUCUCCAGGAGCUGUCCUCUGUCCUCAUGGCCAUGGAGGGGGUCAAGGAGCCCCCCACUCAGACUGCCAGCGCCCCCGCCAGCACAGCCACCCCUGCCCCGACUCCCGUAGCCCUUAACCCCCCUGGACCCAUCCAAGGGGGCAAGCCUGGACUCAUUCAGCGCUCUAACACAGUGGGCUCUCUCUCCUCUCUGGGUCUGUCCUUCGCCCCGUCCCCAGUUCCGGUUCGGCUCCAACGGAGCAUUUCCUGGGCAGACUCUGUGGUAGUAUUAGAGGGGACAGGGGUCAGGGGCCACGUAGACUACCCCUCUGAUUGGCCAGAGGCGGAGAAGUUUGAGGCCAUGCCCUCUGAACCCAUCUACAUCGCUCCUGACAAGUUCACCAAGGCCCUGCCCCCUAGAACACUCAGCAGGUCCUCGUCCAGUUCCAGCCAGGAGGAUGAGAAGUCCACCCUGGAGGAGGUGAGUGAGGGUUCAUCCCCAUCGACCAGCCCCCUGGCCCCCUCCACCCCGGGCAGCCAAGGCCCAGAGCUCCCCUUCCAGAACCAGCCUCCCAGACCCUCAACAAGUCCAGCUCCUCCCCUGAGCUCCAGACCCUACCAGAGGCCUUCCCCAAGACCACAACAGGCCCCUCCGGAGGAGGAGAGGUACCCGGGGUUCGGUCACCUUCAGAGGGGAAGAGCCAGCCACAACAGCCCCCGGCGGAGAAAGAGAUAGAGAAGGUGGAGAGUGGAGGAGGAGGGGUGAACAGACAGAAUCAGAGUGGGGAUACCACCCCA
Molecule: messenger RNA, 1570 nt
Organism: Oncorhynchus keta (chum salmon)
Lineage: Eukaryota; Metazoa; Chordata; Actinopteri; Salmoniformes; Salmonidae
Product: tuberin
Exons: 8
Coding region: 42-1508 (488 amino acids)
Biological process (GO): positive regulation of GTPase activity; negative regulation of TOR signaling; negative regulation of Wnt signaling pathway
Cellular component (GO): nucleus; cytoplasm; TSC1-TSC2 complex
Molecular function (GO): GTPase activator activity
Source: RefSeq, a predicted model, not a curated record